Molecule: messenger RNA, 3365 nt
Organism: Salarias fasciatus (jewelled blenny)
Lineage: Eukaryota; Metazoa; Chordata; Actinopteri; Blenniiformes; Blenniidae
Product: solute carrier family 12 member 2-like
Exons: 26
Coding region: 33-3353 (1106 amino acids)
Biological process (GO): potassium ion homeostasis; chloride transmembrane transport; chloride ion homeostasis
Cellular component (GO): apical plasma membrane
Molecular function (GO): sodium:potassium:chloride symporter activity; ammonium channel activity
Source: RefSeq, a predicted model, not a curated record
CUCUGUCUUCCUGAUCGUCCACCAUCGCAGGCAUGUCGGGCCAGAAACCGCCGUCAAGAACCGACAGCUCAGGUCAGAUCCGCUUCCAGGUGGACGUGGUGACGGAGGGGUCAGCUCCGGCUCCGGCUCCGGCUCCGGCUCCGGCUCCGGCUCUGGCUCCGGCUCCAGGCCUCAGUGAUGGAUCCAAACCCCCCGAGGAGUCCAAAGGCCGCUUCAGGGUGGUGGGCUUCUUGGACUCGGGCGCUCUGGGCAGUGCCGCGGACAUCGGCCUCCCGCCCGACGUCUUCCACGAGCCGGACGCCACCAAAAGCGACUCGGUCAGCCUGCACUCGACCGGCACGGGCCAGACGCACAUCUCCGACACGCACUCCAACACGUACUACAUGAGGACCUUCGGACACAACACCAUCGACGCAGUGCCCAACAUCGACUUCUACCGGCAGACCGCCGCGCCCUUCGGGGAGAAGCUGACCCGACCGUCGCUGUCCGAGCUCCACGACGAACUCGACAAAGAGCCCUUCGAGGAGGGCCUGGCUAACGGCGAGGAGCCGUCUGCAGCGGAGGAGAGCGCCGCCAUGGCCGCCAAGAAGGUUCACGGAGGAACAGUCAAGUUCGGCUGGGUCAAGGGAGUUCUGAUCCGCUGCAUGCUGAAUAUCUGGGGAGUGAUGCUGUUCAUCAGAAUGUCCUGGAUCGUGGGACAGGCUGGAAUUGGACUAACUAUCGCCAUCAUUCUGAUGGCUACUCUGGUCACCACCAUCACUGGCCUGUCCACCUCCGCCAUAGCGACCAACGGCUUCGUACGAGGAGGAGGGGCGUACUACCUGAUCUCCAGGAGUCUGGGGCCGGAGUUCGGAGGCUCCAUCGGUCUCAUCUUCGCCUUUGCGAACGCCGUGGCGGUGGCCAUGUACGUCGUGGGCUUCGCCGAGACGGUGGUCGAGAUGCUCAAUGACGUUGACGCCUUGAUGACCGACGAGCUCAACGACAUCCGCAUCGUCGGGACGCUGACGGUCAUCCUGCUGCUGGGCAUUUCUGUGGCGGGGAUGGAGUGGGAAGCCAAGGCUCAGAUCGUGCUCCUGGUCAUCCUGCUGGCGGCCAUCGCUAACUACUUCAUCGGAACCUUCAUGCCGACGGAAAGCAAAGAGCCCAAAGGAUUCUUCGGUUACCACACCGCCAUCCUGAUCGAGAACUUUGGUCCAGACUUCAGAGACGACGAGAGUUUCUUCUCGGUCUUCGCCAUUUUCUUCCCGGCCGCCACGGGGAUCUUAGCUGGAGCCAACAUCUCGGGAGACCUCACCGACCCUCAGUCUGCCAUCCCGAAAGGCACCCUGCUGGCCAUCCUCAUCACCGGACUCACCUACGUGGCCGUGGCCUUCUCCACAGGCUCCUGCAUCGUCAGAGACGCGACCGGCGACCACAACGACACGGUGAGCGACACGGUGAACUGCACCGACGCCGCCUGCACGCUGGGAUACGACUUCUCCAUCUGCAAGGAGGGCGGCUGCCAGUACGGCCUGAUGAACGACUUCCAGGUCAUGAGUUUGGUGUCGGGCUUCGGGCCUCUCAUCACUGCAGGGAUUUUCUCGGCGACUCUGUCUUCAGCUCUGGCAUCGCUGGUCAGCGCCCCCAAAGUCUUCCAGGCUCUCUGUAAAGACAACAUCUAUCCGGGGCUGAGCGUGUUUGCAAAGGGUUAUGGGAAGAACAACGAGCCUCUGCGUGGCUACUUGUUGACCUUCUUCAUCGGCCUGGCCUUCAUCCUCAUCGCCGAGCUGAACAUCAUCGCUCCCAUCAUCUCCAACUUCUUCCUGGCCUCCUACGCUCUCAUCAACUUCUCCGUCUUCCACUCCUCCCUCGCCAACUCUCCAGGGUGGCGCCCCAGCUUCAAGUACUACAACAUGUGGGUGUCCCUGGCUGGAGCCAUCCUGUGCUGUGUGGUCAUGUUCGUCAUCAACUGGUGGGCCGCCCUCGUCACGCUGCUGAUCGUCCUGGCGCUCUACAUCUACGUCGGGUACAAGAAACCUGAUGUGAACUGGGGUUCGUCGACUCAGGCUCUGAUCUACAACCAGGCUCUGACUCACUGCCUGAACCUCACCGGGGUCGAGGAGCACAUCAAGAACUUCAGGCCGCAGUGUUUGGUCCUGGUCGGAUAUCCGAACUCUCGUCCGGCGCUGGUCCAGCUGGUUCAUUCCUUCACCAAGAACGUCAGUCUCAUGGUGUGCGGUCACGUCAGGACGGUCACCCGGCGGCCAAACUUCAAGGAGCUGUCGCAGGACUACGCUCGCUGUCAGCGCUGGCUGAACAAAAAGCGCAUCAAGUCCUUCUACGCUCCUGUUUUCGCUGACAACCUGAGGCAUGGAGCCCAGCUGCUUCUUCAGGCCGUUGGUUUAGGUCGGCUGAAGCCCAACACACUGGUCAUGGGUUUCAAGAACAACUGGAGCGAAGGAAACAUGAGGGAUCUGGAGAAUUACAUCAACACUAUACACGACGCCUUCGACCUGCAGUUUGGAGUGGUGAUCCUCCGCCUGCAGGACGGACUGGACGUCUCCCACAUUCAGGGGCAAGAUGAGCUGCUGUCGUCCCACGAGAAGCCGCCGGUGGACAGUAAGGACCAGCUCAUCUCUGUCAGUCCAGUCAGAGAUUCUGACGCCGACUCCUGUCUUUCAAAGACCACCAACAAUCAGACAAGUCCGCUCAUCACGAAAGAGACCAAGUCUCCUCUGAGCCUGACGGACCAGCGCCUGCUGGAGAGCAGCCAGCAGUUCAAGAAGAAGCAGGGCAAAGGGACCAUCGACGUGUGGUGGCUGUUUGACGAUGGAGGUCUCACCUUGCUGAUUCCCUACCUGCUGACCAACAGGAGCAAAUGGGGCGACUGCAGGAUCCGCGUCUUCAUCGGGGGGAAGAUCAACCGCAUUGACCAUGACCGCCGGGCGAUGGCCACGCUGCUCAGCAGGUUCAGGAUCGACUUCUCAGACAUCAACGUUCUGGGAGACAUCAACACCAAGCCCAAGAAGCACAAUAAACUGACUUUUAAGGAACUGAUCGAGCCGUACAGGCUGAAGGAGGACGACAUGGAGCAGGAGGCGGCGGAGAGGCUGAAGGCCCAGGAGCCCUGGAGGAUCACCGACAACGAGCUGGAGCUCUACAAGGCCAAGAGCAACCGCCAGAUCAGGCUGAACGAGCUGCUGAAGGAACACUCCAACUCAGCCAAGCUCAUCGUCAUGAGCAUGCCUUUGGCCAGGAAGGGUACGGUGUCGAGCGCCCUGUACAUGUGUUGGCUGGAAACGCUGACUAAAGACGUCCCGCCGCUGCUGCUGGUCCGAGGAAACCACCAGAGCGUCCUGACGUUUUAUUCCUGAGAGGAACACACA